Messenger RNA from Tripterygium wilfordii, 962 nucleotides. Its product is annotated as translocon-associated protein subunit beta-like. The record is from RefSeq and is a predicted model, not a curated record. The transcript is spliced from 6 exons. The coding region runs from base 124 to 726 and encodes 200 amino acids. Gene Ontology annotation, cellular component: endoplasmic reticulum. Lineage: Eukaryota; Viridiplantae; Streptophyta; Magnoliopsida; Celastrales; Celastraceae.
AAUAAGAAAAAUCCUUCUCUUUUUUAGUCUUCGACGGUGGCCUCCGGUACUCUCCAAAUACACGACCCACCAAAACCAAUUUCCCAACCUAGCCUCCGACCAAACCCUUCAUUCUUCAUCACAAUGGCGUCUCCGGUCACCGGUAAGCCUCUGAUCUCCGUGGCGCUGAUAGCUCUUCUUUCGUUUCUGCUGGUAUCGUCUUCUCUGGCAAGCUCAGACGUCCCCUUCAUGGUAGUACAGAAGAAGGCCACAUCCACCAGGAUCAAAUCAGGCGCCGAGAGCAUCUCCGUCUCCAUCGAUAUCUACAACCAAGGCUCCACGACCGCAUUUGAUGUAAGUCUUUCGGAUGAGAGUUGGCCUCAAGAUGUAUUUGACGUUGUUAAUGGCAACACUUCGCAUUCAUGGGAAAGACUUGAUGUUGGAGGUAUUUUAUCACACUCCUUUGAAUUGGAGGCCAAAAGAAAAGGAAUGCACUAUGGCGGACCAGCAGUCAUCACAUUUCGCAUUCCUACAAAGUCUGCUCUACAGGAGGCAUAUUCAACUCCAAUCCUGCCCUUAGAUGUCCUUGCAGAAAGAACUCCUGAGAAGAAGUUUGAAUGGGCUAAGAGGUUGCUAGCUAAAUACGGGUCUCUGGUUUCUGUGAUCUCCAUCAUUGUUCUUUUUGUUUACCUGAUUAUUACCCCAUCAAAGUCCAGUGCUGCCAAAGGUAGCAAGAAGAAGCGUUAAAUCAUUAGAGCUGCCAAGCGAAGGCAUCGCAUUUUCUGCUAACACAUCUUACUUGUGCUUAGUAAGAUUCUUUUUUGCGGUAUUUUCAACCCUUUUUGUUACUUUCACAGAUUGUAGUUUAUGAGCAAAGGGGAGAUGAGAGUUAUUGCUACACUAGUUUAUACACUUCGCAAUCAGUUACUGCUUUUCAAUGUUGGAUGAAUGCUAGCUUUUUGACUGCGUAUUAUUUGUUCCUA